GACUCAGCGCCCGCAGUCCCGGCGCAGCGCGCCGACCGCAAGCUGGCAGGUCUUGGGUCUGAGAUUGCCGGCUGACUAUGGGCACAACGGCCAGCACCGCCCAGCAGACGGUCUCAGCCAGUGCCCCCUUCGAGGGCCUCCAGGGCAGCAGCACGAUGGAUGGGCGGCACUCACUCAGUGUGCACUCCUUCCAGAGCACGGGCUUGCACAACAGCAAGGCCAAGUCCAUCAUCCCCAACAAGGUGGCCCCCGUCGUGAUCACGUACAACUGCAAGGAGGAGUUCCAGAUCCAUGAUGAGUUGCUCAAGGCCCAUUACACGCUGGGCCGGCUCUCGGAUGCCACCCCUGAGCACUACCUGGUGCAGGGACGCUACUUCCUGGUGCGGGAUGUGGCCGAGAAGAUGGACCUGCUGGGCACCGUGCGGAGCUGUGGGGCCCCCAACUUCCGGCCAGUGCGGGGCGGGCUCGCCGUGUUUGGCAUGGGGCAGCCCAGCCUCUCGGGGUUCAAGCAGGUCCUCCAGAAACUCCAGAAGGACGGACACAAGGAGUGCAUCGUGUUCUGUGUGCGAGAGGAGCCCGUGCUGUUUCUGCGUGCUGGUGAGGACUUCGUGCCCUACACGCCUCGAGACAAGCAGAGCCUUCACGAGAACCUCCAGGGCCUCGGACCUGGGGUCCAGGUGGAGAGCUUAGAGCUUGCCAUCCGAAAAGAGAUCCAUGACUUUGCCCAGCUGAGCGGGAACACGUACCACGUGUACCACAACGUCGAGGACCUGCGGGGCGAGCCCCACGCCGUGGCCAUCCGGGGCGAGGACGACGUGCAUGUGACCGAGGGGGUGUAUAAGCGGCCCCUGUUCUUGCAGCCCACGUACAGGUACCACCGCCUGCCCCUGCCAGAGCAGGGGGCUCCCCUGGAAGCCCAGUUUGAUGCCUUUGUCAGUGUCAUCCGGGAGACCCCCAGCCUGCUGCUGCUCCGAGGUGCCCACGGGCCUCCGCCUGCUCUCCUCUUCAGCUGUCAGACAGGCGUGGGCAGGACCAACCUGGGCAUGGUCCUGGGUACUCUCGUCCUGUUCCACCACAGUGGGAUUACCUCCAGGCCAGAGGCCGGCCCUGCGAAGACCAAGCCUCUGCCCAUGGAGCAGCUCCAGGUGAUCCAGAGCUUCCUGCACAUGGUGCCCCAGGGAAGGAAGAUGGUGGAGGAGGUGGACAGAGCCAUCACUGCCUGUGCUGAGUUGCAUGACCUGAAGGAAGUAGUCUUGGAAACCCAGAGGAAGCUGGACCGUGUGCGGCCGGAGAGCCCAGCCCAGGGAAGCAGCAGCCAGCACAGUGUCCGGCAGAGGGCGCUGCGGGGCCUGGAGCGAUACUUCUACCUGGUCCUGUUUAACUACUAUCUUCAUGAGCAGUACCUGCUGGCCUUUGCCCUCAGUUUCAGUCGCUGGCUGUGUGCCCACCCUGAGCUGUACCGCCUGCCUGUGACACUGAGCUCAGCAGGGCCUGUGGCCCCGGGGGACCUCAUCGCCAAGGGCUCCCUGGGGGCGGAUGAUCUCAUCUCCCCAGACGCACUCAGCACCAUCAGGGAGAUGGACGUGGCCAACUUCCGGCGGGUGUCCCGAAUGCCCAUCUAUGGCACAGCCCAGCCCAGCGCCAAGGCCCUGGGGAGUAUCCUGGCCUACCUGACUGAUGCCAAGAGGAAGCUGCGGCAGAUCGUUUGGGUCAACCUGAGGGAGGAGGCUGUGCUGGAAUGUGAUGGGCACACCCACAGCCUGCGGCGGCCUGGGCCCCCCCUGACCACUGACCAACUGGAGAGCCUGGAGACCCAGCUGAAGGCCCACCUGAGUGUGCCUCCCCCAGGCGCAGAGGGCCCCCGGACCCAGACGUGCCUCACCAUGCAGGAGGUCUUCAGCCAGCACCGAAGUGCCUGCCCCGGCCUCACCUACCACCGCAUCCCCAUGCCAGACUUCUGUGCCCCUCGCGAGGAGGAUUUUGACCGGCUGCUUGAGGUCCUGCGGGCUGCCCUCGCCAAGGACUUGGGCACCGGCUUCGUGUUCAGCUGCCUCAGUGGCCAGGGCCGGACCACGACGGCCAUGGUGCUGGCUGUGCUCACCUUCUGGCACAUCCGAGGCUUCCCGGAGGUGGUCGAGGAGGAACUCGUGAGUGUGCCUGAUGCCAAGUUCACCAAGGGGGAGUUCGAGGUGGUGAUGAAGGUGGUGCAGCUGCUGCCUGAAGGGCACUGCGUGAAGAAGGAGGUGGACGCAGCGCUGGACACAGUCAGUGAGACCAUGACGCCCAUGCACUACCACCUGCGGGAAAUCAUUAUCUGCACCUACCGCCAGGUAAAAGCAGCCAAAUCGGAGCAGGAGGCCCGGAGGCUGCAGCUGCGGAGCCUGCAGUACCUGGAACGCUACGUGUACCUGGUGCUCUUCAACGCUUACCUCCACCUGGAGAAGGCCGACUCCUGGCAGAGGCCUUUCAGCACCUGGAUGCGGGAGGUGGCGUCGAAGGCCGGAGUCUACGAGAUCCUCAACCGGCUGGGCUUCCCCGAGCUCGAGAGUGUGGAGGACCAGCCCUUCUCAAGGCUGCGCAGCCGGUGGCAGGAGCAGAGCCACAGCCUGGAGCCCCUCGCUGCCGGGGACUUCCUGUAGGAGGCUUCCCCUGCGCGUCCCCUCCCGCACGGCCCCACGGGGGCUGGGGGGUCUGAGGUGCUCUUCGCCGAAGGGGCCCCGAGCUGAUAGUUCCCCAGCUUCCCAGAGAGACUGGGACUGGGUUGGGACCUCUUUUUUGAAAGAGCUUUUUAUAGGACAGUUAGCACCCAGUCAUACCUUGUAAAUGACAGGCGUGGGAACAGCCGCGGGGAGGGCCCGGUGUGGACGCCUUGCAGACGGGUGGCGUCAGCCCUCCAAGGAGCUCGCUCCUCAGGUUGCCAAUCAAAGCUACUUGUCACCUCCACUGCCACCUCUCCUCCCUGUCAGAGCAGGUCUGACCACCCUGGCACAAAGCAUCCGGCCAGCGUCGCUUUCCGUUUCCUCCUCUUUCCGUCCUUCCCUGCUCUCCUCCGUGGCUUCUCCCCUGCAGCGCCUGAGCGCCCCCCGGCCCUGGGGAGCAGACCGCACUCUGGGUGACUUCAAAGGCAGCUUUACCUAGUUUCCUUGC
Molecule: messenger RNA, 3147 nt
Organism: Molossus molossus (Pallas's mastiff bat)
Lineage: Eukaryota; Metazoa; Chordata; Mammalia; Chiroptera; Molossidae
Gene: PALD1
Product: phosphatase domain containing paladin 1
Exons: 20
Coding region: 78-2639 (853 amino acids)
Source: RefSeq, a predicted model, not a curated record